Molecule: messenger RNA, 906 nt
Organism: Nicotiana tabacum (common tobacco)
Lineage: Eukaryota; Viridiplantae; Streptophyta; Magnoliopsida; Solanales; Solanaceae
Source: RefSeq, a predicted model, not a curated record
AUGGCAGUUGAGAAAAUCUCGGCCUUGCAGUUGAAGAAGGGGGUCAAAAGGAAUGAACCUACGUUCCUGGCAACCCUCUGCAUUGAAGAUAUAGAACGCUCCUCGGGUCCCAUUCCUAAACCCGUGAAGGAGAUACUACUGGAGUUUGAAGAUGUCAUGCCACAAGACAUGCCAAAGCGACUCCCGCCUAGGUGCACUGUGGACCAUGAAAUUGAGUUGGUGCCGGGCGCGAAGCCACCUGCUCGGGUGCCUUACAGAAUGUCACAACCCGAACUCACCGAGCUUCGGAGACAAUUGACGGAAAUGCUAGAUACAUGGAUCAUUGUACCCUCCAAGUCCCCAUACGAGUCCCCUGUUCUAUUCCAAAAGAAACAUGAUGGCAGCCUGCGACUUUGUGUGGAUUAUCAAGCUCUAAACAAAAUCAUCGUGAAGAACAAGUACCCUAUUCCUCUAAUGGUAGACUUGUUCGAUAGACUGGGUGGUGCGACGGUUUUCACCAAGAUAGACCUCAAGACAGAACUCCUCAAGAAAGUCACACCCUGGGAUUGGGGACUGAGGCAAGUGGAGGCCUUUAAUGCAUUAAAAGCGGCUAUGUCUAGUAGACCUGAUUUGGCCAAGCCAUUCGAGGUACAAACGGAUGCAUCCACUAUGCCCUCGGCGGUGUCUUGCUACAAGAAAGGCAUCCUGUGGCAGGAACUUCUAGCUGAAUUCCACUUCAACCUGGAGUACCGAAGUGGGAAGACCAAUCAUGUUACUGAUGCGCUCAGUCGGAGAGCUGACCUAGCAUCGGUGUGCUUACUCACCACCCUAAGGGGGAGCAAGGUAGCCACCUCCAUCAAGGACCAGAUACAAGAUCUACUCAUCAAAGAUUCUGCUGCACAAUAUUUGGUUGAUUUGGUAGGAUAA